CUCUACUCGGCUCAAUACUCUGGAGCCCCAGAAAACGGAGGAGGGGUUAAGAGAGGGGGCCAGGAACACCCAGUCUAGAACGCUGGAGGCUGUGAGGCUGGUGCCUUUCCUAAAGUUUAUUCUGGCCCCACCAGAUCCCAGAGAGCCAGCAGCUUCCUCUGUUGACUCUGGGGCAGGGGUGGCGGGCUGGAAAGGAGUUGGAGCGAGAGGAAGAGGGUGGGCUCAGGGUGGAGGAUGAGGCGGCCUUCUGAAGACCAUCUAGUCAUCUCGCCUCAGCUCUGCAGCCGGACCCGGCGCUCAGAGAGUAACUCCGGGCGGCUCCUCCCUCGUUUGGCUUUCUCGCGUCUCUUCCCUUUCCCUGAGCCAGAGAGAUGCAGGCAGCGCCGGGUCCCGCUCUCCUGCCCCGAGGUGGCCCCUUUCGGGGGGCGCCAGAAGGACCUCAGGCCCCAAGGCCCUGUCCUGGGUGCCCUCGCCUGGUGGGGGUGGGCGCUGCCUCCCGGGCGGGGGCCACGUGGCCUCGACCGGGCGGGGGGCUUGGCCUUCCCCUUGUGAGCCCAGUGACUCAGGCCGCAGCUGUUCCCGCGUCACAUGAGGGAGGCUGGAGGCCACUCGGGGGGGAGGGGGCUGUGGCUGGAGCCGGGGCGGGGCCGCGCGCCGGGCGGGGCCGGAGCCGGGGGGCGCAGCCAGAGAGCCCCUGAGCGGCGGCGGGAGAGCAGCACUCAGCCUCCGGGAUCCCAGGCCCGAUAGCCAUGGCGGUGGAAGGAGGAAUGAAAUGUGUCAAGUUCCUGCUCUACGUUCUCCUGCUGGCCUUCUGCGCCUGUGCGGUGGGACUGAUCGCGGUGGGUGUCGGGACCCACCUCGUCCUGAAUCAGACCAUCACCCACGGGGCCACCCCUGGUUUCCUGCUGCCGGUGGUCAUUAUCGCAGUGGGCGCCUUCCUCUUCCUGGUGGCCUUUGUGGGCUGCUGUGGAGCCUGCAAGGAGAACUACUGUCUUAUGAUCACGUUUGCCAUCUUCUUGUCCCUUAUCAUGCUAGUGGAAGUGGCUGCAGCCAUUGCUGGCUAUGUGUUUAGAGACAAGGUGAGAUCAGAAUUUAAUAAGGACUUCCGGCAGCAGAUGCAGAAUUAUCCAAAAGACAACCAGACGGCAUCGAUCCUGGACGAGAUGCAGAAAGACUUUAAGUGCUGCGGGGCGGCUAACUACACAGACUGGGAGAAGAUCCCGACCAUGACCAAUCGAGUCCCGGACUCCUGCUGCGUCAAUGUCACCAAUAACUGUGGGGUUAAUUUCACCGUGAGGGACAUCCAUGUUGAGGGCUGUGUGGAGAAGAUUGCGGCCUGGCUGAGGAAGAAUGUGCUGGUGGUGGCUGCAGCGGCCCUGGGCAUUGCCUUUGUGGAGAUCCUGGGCAUUGUCUUAGCAUGUUGCCUUGUGAAGAGCAUCCGGAGCGGCUAUGAGGUGAUGUAGGGGGUCUGUCUCCUCAGCCCCCUCAUCCGGGGGAGUGGGGCAAUAUACGCCAGGUUUUUCAAUUAAACGGAUUAUUUUUUCAGACCCCAAA
This is a messenger RNA of Cervus elaphus (red deer), 1554 nucleotides long. RefSeq names its product CD63 molecule (gene CD63). Gene Ontology annotation, cellular component: membrane. The transcript has 8 exons. Bases 750 to 1463 code for a protein of 237 amino acids. The record is from RefSeq and is a predicted model, not a curated record. NCBI's taxonomy places the organism in Eukaryota, Metazoa, Chordata, Mammalia, Artiodactyla, Cervidae.